AUGCUGCUUCGUGGAUUAAGUCUUUGGACCUUAUUUUUGGCUUCUUGCCUUCAUACUUUUGCUUUUCCCGCAAAUGAAGAACCCUCUGUGGUCUUUGCACAAAAACGCAAAAGCGGCGGCAGCAACGAACCCAGCUAUGCUCCCUAUUACGCUGAAUGCCCUUCUCGUAACAUCGUCGAGACUCUUUCAAAUGGUAGCAUUCCUCGUGCCGAGUCCCAGUACAUGAGCAGCCGUUCCUCGAAAACGAACAGUGCCGUGAAAGACUUCCUUAGAAAUGCUCAAUUACCCAACAUGGCUACCGAUAGCCUGUCCGGCCAAAACGGUCCUUCUAUCGGUAUUGCUUUGUCCGGUGGUGGUUUCCGUGCCAUGCUUUUGGAUGGUGGUGCCAUCUCCGCUAUGGAUGCUCGCCAUAGCAAUCAUACAAUCUUCUCUGGUCUUCUUCAAGCCUCCGAUUACAUCGUUGGUGCCGACGGUGGUGCUUGGACCCUAGGCUCUAUGGCCGUCAACAACUUCUCCACCGUUGAGGAGCUUUCCGGCAGCGUUUGGCAAUUGGCUAAGCCUGUCAUGUACCCCAAGAGUGCCAUUGUCUUCAACGCCAGUUUUUACAAGAACCUCAUAUCCCAGGUCACAGCCAAGCUCAAUGCUGGCUUUAACAUCUCCCUCUCUGACUACUGGGGCCGUGUCUUGGGUCGUCCUUUUGGUGACAGUCACUAUGGUAUGCCUAACAUCUCUUACUCUAGCAUUUCCGACCAAGAGUGGUACAGACAGGCUGACUUUCCCUAUCCCAUCAUCACUUUUGCUACCAACCAAAACUAUUCUGACCAAGUCGAUGACCUCAGCUCGAUCAUGUUGGAAGCUUCUCCCGAUGUCUUUGGUACCUUUGAUGCCGGCAUCGAUGCUUUCAUCCCCACCGAAUACUUGGGUACUUCUUUGGACAACGGCGCUAGCUCCAACGGCUCUUGUGUCGUCAACUAUGACAACUUUGGCUUCAUGAUGGCUCUUUCUUCCACCUACUUCAACACCCAAAUGCGCAACUUCAACGACUCCAGUACCAAGAACGGUAUUCUCAUUCAAGAAUACUUAAAAAAUAACUUCUCUGAGCACGGCGAACAAGUUGCUCCCAUCCCUAAUCCCUUCCGUGGUAUUUCCAGCGCUCGUACUAGCCUUGCUAACAACUUGGCCAACGACGAAAACUUAAACAUCGUCGAUUCUUCCAUGACCGGUGAAAACCUCCCUUUGUGGCCUUUGAUUCAAAAAGGUCGUGAUGUCGACGUUAUCUUCGCGGUCGACAACAGCGCUGACUCGGAAUAUGUCUGGCCCAACGGUAACUCUCUUGUCAAGACUUAUGAACAUGUUUUGGAUGCUCAAAACAAGGGCCAUAGUAACGUUAAGGGUUUCCCUUAUGUUCCCAGCACCCAGUCUUUUGUAAGCCUUCAUUACAACAACCGUCCCAUCUUCUUUGGCUGUGAUGGCCGCAACACCACUGCUGGCGAUCGCCCUGUCACUCGUGAUACUCCUCCUUUGGUCAUCUACCUUCCCAACGUUCCUUGGAAUUACUACACAAACAUCUCCACUGACCGUACUUAUUACACCGCUGACCAACAAAACAACCUUCUUUUGAACGGUUUGAUUUCUACUACCUUGGACAAUGAGACUUACUUUGGUCAAUGUGUUGCUUGUGCCGUUGUUAAGCGUACUUUGGAACGUCAAAACGCUACUGCUAGCCCUGAAUGCCAGCAAUGCUACCAAGACUUCUGCUGGAGUGGUAUUAUCGAUGACACCGCUGCCAACGACGAUAUUGUCUAUGACCCUACUCCUCGUUUGUAA
Messenger RNA from Schizosaccharomyces osmophilus, 1827 nucleotides. RefSeq names its product phospholipase B-like protein Plb1 (gene plb1). Gene Ontology annotation, cellular component: cytosol; intracellular membrane-bounded organelle. The transcript has a single exon. NCBI's taxonomy places the organism in Eukaryota, Fungi, Ascomycota, Schizosaccharomycetes, Schizosaccharomycetales, Schizosaccharomycetaceae. Gene Ontology annotation, biological process: glycerophospholipid catabolic process. Gene Ontology annotation, molecular function: A2-type glycerophospholipase activity. The record is from RefSeq and is a predicted model, not a curated record. The coding region runs from base 1 to 1827 and encodes 608 amino acids.